CUCCCCUGAUAGCAAAUCAACAACGCGGCCUAAUCUAUAAACUGCGGAUUUGCAGUAGAUAAAUGGAUUCCAACCCCGAAAUGUAGAAAAGAUAAAAUUUUGCAUUGAUUUAGUUCGUUGCUGGCUGUUUCGUGGCAUAGACGUUCAAAAUGUCUGGUUUGGGGCGGCAACUGGGAGCGGUGUUUAGUGGAAUAAUUCUAGUCUUUUGUGGCGGAAUACACAUAGGAUGGAGUAUUUUCCAUUUGUACAUGGGAGGAAACAAGUGGGCAGUCGGCAUCACCAUCGAUGAGUACAGAUUCGCCAUAUUAUCGUUCUUCACCGGAGUGGGAUUUAUUCUUAUCAUAAUGACCUUUUCGAAGGAAUGGCUUUCUACGCGAAUAUGGCUGAUGUUAUCUUCAUUUUUCUUUAUGCUGAACGGAAUAUUUUUCACAGCUAUGCCGACGGAUUAUCCAGCCACUGUUGCAACUCGCAUCAUUGCAGGUUUUGGUCACGGAAUCGCCCAUCUAGUGAUGUCAAUGUAUAUUGGCGAAAUCGCUUCCAAACAGUACAGGGGAAAGCUGAUAACACUAAUGGUGGCGUCCAUCAUUGCCGGUGUAGCAGUAUUUUCCGUUAUAUCUAUGGUGACCACGAAUAUUAUAUUCAUAAUCGAACCAGCGAUGCAUGCAAACAGAGCAUUGGGAAUAAUCAUUAUGCCACUCAGCUUGGCGGCAUUCGUUCUGGCAUUUUUCCUUACAAUUGAGUCACCGAUCCACACGCUACUCGUCAAAAAAGAUGAAUCUACUGCACAGAAGGACUUCUUGAAGCUAAGAGGUCGAGCGUUGAAAACCACAGAAACCGAUCUGGAGUUCAACGACAUGAAGAAGCUAGUGGAGGCAAGCCAUAUGCUUUCCAAAAUAUUCGUCACCGAAGGUAACUUCAAACCAUUCCAGCUGAUAUUGACGCUGAAAUUGGCAAAUUUGCUAUUUUUUAACUUCUCGAUGAACAUUGCGAAAAUGACUUUCAUGUCCCUAAUGUUCACUUUAACAUUAACCGGCCCUAACUGGGCGCCUCCGAUUCUCAUGCUUAGUAAAUUGGGAGGUGCACUGAUAGCAAUAUUUAUAAUCGAUAUCCUUCCACGCCGGUUCCAAUAUGGUAUAUCUUCCACAUUUACUGGAACAUUCCUCCUUGCGUUUGGUAUUGUUUUGGCAACACAUGACUACCUAGAGCCCUGGAUAGCUCCGUUCUUGUAUAUUACCGCUGAAGUAUUCGUCACAUUCGGUAUGCUUCCAGUUUCGGAAAUUCUACUCGCCGAAGCUUUCCCGCCCAAGAAGAAGGUCCUUUCCGUGGCAUCGAUAUUGAUCUGCGAAUAUGUGGGUCACAUGGUGGUUUAUAUCAUAUACUUCAAUGUGCCAAGUACCCUUCAAAGCGUGUACAUCAAGGUAAUUGUGUUUGGCGGUGUGAUUCUUUUGAAGUGCUUACUGGGACUUUUGCUCAUCCCUGAUACCAGAAACACCACGGCACGAGAAGCCCAUCAGUUAUUGUCCAAACAUUGAAUCGUGUUGAAACGGGAAAACUUUACAUAUCGAUUGUUGCUUCUUUUUUUACAAAGUGCAGAGAAUGGAAAAAGACUGUUAAUAAAUACAAGAAAUAA
This is a messenger RNA of Aedes albopictus (Asian tiger mosquito), 1630 nucleotides long. RefSeq lists its product as uncharacterized. Gene Ontology annotation, molecular function: transmembrane transporter activity. The coding region runs from base 150 to 1532 and encodes 460 amino acids. The transcript has 5 exons. Gene Ontology annotation, biological process: transmembrane transport. The record is from RefSeq and is a predicted model, not a curated record. Lineage: Eukaryota; Metazoa; Arthropoda; Insecta; Diptera; Culicidae. Gene Ontology annotation, cellular component: membrane.